AUGGCUGUGGAUGGAUUAGUUGAGCUUAAAUUUAGGCUUGCUGAUGGCAGUGAUAUUGGGCCGAGCAAGUAUAGCUCUGCCACAACUGUCACUACUCUCAAAGAAACAAUCAUUUCACAAUGGCCCCAAGAUAAAGAAAACAGACCUGAGUCCAUAGACGGUAUAAAGCUCAUUAACGCUGGGAAGAUACUAGAAAACAACCGAACCCUUGAUGAAUCACGAACUCCUCUAAGUGAAGUUCCAGGAGAAGUCAUCACAAUGCUUGUCGUAGUGCAGUCUCCUCUUCCAGACAAACACAGUGAUAAAUUGCAGCAUGAAUCCCAUCAAAAGACCGGAUGCUCAUGCUCGAUCAUGUAACGUGUUUGGCAGAGCCAAAGCAAUGUCGUUUACAGGCAUUUUACAUCGUAUUACAAGCAUUUUACCAUGAUUUCUGUUUCAGGCAAUGAUGUGAA
This is a messenger RNA of Salvia splendens (bonfire salvia), 452 nucleotides long. RefSeq names its product membrane-anchored ubiquitin-fold protein 6-like. The record is from RefSeq and is a predicted model, not a curated record. The transcript has 3 exons. The coding region runs from base 1 to 357 and encodes 118 amino acids. NCBI's taxonomy places the organism in Eukaryota, Viridiplantae, Streptophyta, Magnoliopsida, Lamiales, Lamiaceae. Gene Ontology annotation, molecular function: protein binding.